Messenger RNA from Penicillium nucicola, 1140 nucleotides. RefSeq names its product aromatic ring-hydroxylating oxygenase subunit alpha. Gene Ontology annotation, molecular function: 2 iron, 2 sulfur cluster binding; iron ion binding. The record is from RefSeq and is a predicted model, not a curated record. NCBI's taxonomy places the organism in Eukaryota, Fungi, Ascomycota, Eurotiomycetes, Eurotiales, Aspergillaceae. Bases 1 to 1140 code for a protein of 379 amino acids. The transcript has 2 exons.
AUGUCCGCUUUGCCUGCGUCAUGGUAUUCCACAUCGGAGAUGUAUGAGCUGGAGCGCCGCGCCAUUUUCAGUCGCAAAUGGCUGCUCACUACACACACAAUGCGUUUUGCCAAGACUGGCGACUGGAUCAAAUAUAAUAUCGCUGGAUACGCCUUCAUCCUUGUCAAGGAUCGCGAGGGAAACGUCAAUGCCUUCCAUAACAUCUGCCGACACCGCGCAUUUCCAGUAGUGACUGGGGAUGGUGGUUCUUCCCGAAUCUUCUCUUGCCAAUACCACGGGUGGUCCUAUGGACUCAAUGGCAAGCUCGCCAAGGCACCUGGAUACCAGGAGCUGGAGGGCUUUGAUAAGAGCAAGAACGGUCUCUUACCAAUCCACACGCACAUCGAUGACAAUGGGUUCAUCUGGUUGAACUUGGAUGCCGACGAGACUCCUGAAUUUUCCUUUGCAGGUGACGCCAAAGAUCUUGAUCUGCAGGCCCGCCUCGAGGGGUUCAACUACGAAGACUAUGAGUUUGAUAACGCAUGGGAAACGACCACCGAGUUCAAUUGGAAGAUCCUUUCACACAUCCUCAAUGAGCGCUACCAGGGUCAAACCUCUUCCCCCGAUAGCAAGUCCGAGCAGGUUCCGGACAGUCUGAGGGCUGCUAGUACUUACUACUUCCCCAAUGCCACCAUGACCGUUUCACCCCAUUCUUUCUUCAUGCAACGUUUGGUGCCCACAGGCCCCACUUCCUGCGCGGUGCGAUACGAGGUUUUCCGACACAAGAGCUCCAACGAGGAAGACUUUGAGAAGAUCAACGAAGUAUACCAAAGCCUCAUGUCCGAGGACAAUGAUCUCUGCACUGAAGCACAGCAGAGUCUCAAUGAAGGCCAGAUCUCUUCGCAGCUUGAAAAAGGCCCGCUCGACUUCCAGACCGCUGUUUACGGAUUGGUUACGGAGCACCAAAAACGGGAAGAGGAGGCGCAGAAGCCGAUCUGGCCUGCGCAGCAAAAACUCCCCAUUGAGGCAGAAACCAGUCAGGAGGAUAUGGAGUUUUGCUCGAAACUCUCGAGUCCCCCUACUGGGUGCUGCGGAGGGAAAGCUUGUGGAGCGGGCCCUGCACCAGGACCAGCGACUGCCACCGAGACAGCAGUCUAUUAA